Cutaneotrichosporon oleaginosum is the source of this 1153-nucleotide messenger RNA. RefSeq lists its product as uncharacterized. The record is from RefSeq and is a predicted model, not a curated record. Lineage: Eukaryota; Fungi; Basidiomycota; Tremellomycetes; Trichosporonales; Trichosporonaceae.
CGAAGACAUCCCUCUUCACAAGUGUCGUGAAGUGCUUUAGCAUAUCCUGUCUCCUCCUUGUCCCACGUAUCUCGACACCUCACCAUGGUCCUCGUCUUCUCGCUUCUGGCGUCAGCCUUGAUGGCGUCGGUGACUUAUGCUCACUUCACGCUGGACUACCCUCUCACCCGUGGUUUCGACGAAGACAAGGAGCCCGAGUUUUGUGGCGGUUUUAAUACGGCAAGCGCCCAGCGCCAGCCUGUUCCUCUGAACGGAGCGGCUAUCUGGAUCAAUUCCCAUCACCAGUUGGCAACCGUAGAUGCGUUUCUGUCCACGCAACCUGAUCCGAAGACGUGGGAUGAUUUCAACUCGACCAUUAACGGCACUUCAUCCAUCAUGAUGGCAUCGGACUUCUUCCAGGUGGCUGAGGGUGUCGCCUGCUGGAAUAUCAACUUCGCCACCUUGCCGUACAAUCUCACCAACGGCUCCCAGAUCACCCUUCAGAUCCAGUAUAACGGGGGUGACAGCCCCCUGUACCAGUGCACAGACUUGGUCUUGCUGUCGAAUUACACGGUGCCCUCGAACUACACGUGCUCGGAAGACGCCGCCGCGGAGUUCACGAGGACCCGGAGCAGUGGUCCUUCAGCAACCUCCCAGGCAGCUUCAGUCUCUUCUGCCGCAUCCACUGGACAGAGUAGCAGUGCCUCUAAGGUUACUUCCUCUGUGGGCAUGCUCGCAGUAGCUGCUGCCGCUCUCGCUGCAGUUAUGUAGGCCAUCUUACGUCUCAAUCCAAGUGUAUUGAUGCGAAAGUGGUUAUUGGAGCGGACGUGUUUGUCCAAUGCAGACAGAAUGUCUUACAACUGCCCAGACAGGGUGAGGGUCUAAAUGCGGCAUGAUUUACGUCAGCGACCUGCGUCAAUGCUAAAACGGGCCUUUCAAAACACGUGCUUUUCACUAGGAGGAUACAAUUAGGAGUCUUCAAAUCUUCCUUCUGUAAGUCAGUUGGCUGGUCAGUACUGCCUGGAGCAUCGUGCUUCACGGAUUGAGGAGGACUGAUAGUGGUUCGCUGCUCAGACGGAUAGAUUUAGGACUGGAGGGGCAGGUGAUGGGAGAAUGCAUCGAAUGGACGACUCUAUUGUUACGCGCACUCGUACGGGUAGAUCCGAAGAAGUUC